AUCCGACUCAGGACAAAGAUCCACUGCUCAUCAUGCCGGACGCCCCCGUGAAAGCGCCCAAGAAGGGCUCAAAGAAAGCCGUCUCUAAGACCGCCACCAAGACUGGCAAGAAGAGGAGAAAGUCCAGGAAGGAGAGCUACGCCAUCUACGUGUACAAGGUGAUGAAGCAGGUCCACCCCGACACCGGCAUCUCCUCCAAGGCCAUGGGUAUCAUGAACUGCUUCGUGAGCGACAUCUUCGAGCGCAUCGCCGGUGAGGCCUCCCGUCUGGCUCACUACAACAAGCGCUCCACCAUCACUUCCAGGGAGAUCCAGACCGCUGUCCGCCUGCUGCUGCCCGGGGAGCUGGCGAAGCACGCCGUGUCUGAGGGCACCAAGGCCGUGACCAAGUACACCAGCUCCAAGUAAACUGCUGUGAAGUCAACUACUCAAAGGCUCUUUUAAGAGCCACCCACUACAUCUAGAGACGUGUCCUGUCAGUUAAACAAUUUAUUAUAGAAAGUGUACAAUAUUUAUAAUCUAGUCCAUUCAAUAACUACAACAUGUACAAUUAAUAAACUACAGUACUGUCA
This is a messenger RNA of Cottoperca gobio, 571 nucleotides long. RefSeq names its product histone H2B-like. The record is from RefSeq and is a predicted model, not a curated record. Gene Ontology annotation, cellular component: nucleosome. The transcript has a single exon. Gene Ontology annotation, molecular function: DNA binding; structural constituent of chromatin; protein heterodimerization activity. Bases 33 to 407 code for a protein of 124 amino acids. Lineage: Eukaryota; Metazoa; Chordata; Actinopteri; Perciformes; Bovichtidae.